UCCUUUUUUAGAGCAGGCGUGCUGCGGUAACAGAGAGAGAGCAGAUCGUCACGGUGUGAAGGUCAAUGGCUAACAACAGUCUGUGAAAAUAUUAAUCAGUAACAAUUGAUCAAUGAAGCCAUCUGGUCUGAUCAGCAGCAGCAGCACUGAGAGACAAAAAAUCACCUUAGAAGCCUUUAACACUCACCUGUGAUGGGAAGGGGAGGAAGAGGAAGGCGCUUCAGUGUACCUAAGAAAAUACCUGCAAAGCAAAAAAAAAACAAAAAAGCAGUGUAGCAGAAUGAAAGUUGUUGUAGUGCCCCCAAGAGCCUGAAAUGAUCACUGCACCUAAUAACUAAGCUGUUGGAUGGAUUAAAAUGAAAAGACAGCAUUACCAUUGUGGGAAAGAAAUGCAAAGAUUGGCCUCGGGGUGGCGCCAGAUCAAAGGGUUUGUCCUCUGUAUGGUGGCCAUUUUAGGACAUUUAAGACUCUUGGAUCAACUAUGAUAAGUCUGUGUUGGACUUUGUGAGCCGUUCUUUCACAAAAUGACAACAUUAGCAUGUUAGCGCUAACCACAAUUCUGUAGUUUCAGCCACUUCAAAAUAAACUCAUACAAACCUUUAUUCUUUAUUUUAUUUUAUCAUCCACAGCCAACUGAAUUUAAACAAGCAUUUUUCUUAGACUCUUAAAAGAAUAAAACUGCAGUAAAUAAAUAAAUAAUAUGAAUUUAGUGAAAUUAUAAAUUCCAUUAGUUCCAUCAGUUUUCAUCAGUAUCUGGUAGUUUUAAUCAGGGUGAUAUGAAGCAUGGUGGCCGUGGGGGACUGGUUUUCAGCCUGGGGCCCCAGAGCAGUUUUGCCCGCCCCUGUUGGUCAGAAAACAUUCAUCCUCCUUUUCAUCAGCUGCAGCUUCAUCCUCCAGCACCUCUGUGGAGACGACACACAGACCGACAGACGGGUGGUCAGAGAGACAGUUGGAACGACCAGGCUGCCUUCACGGACCCCUCCUCCUCCUCCUCCUCCUCCUCCUCCUCCUGCUGCUGCUGCUGCUCUGAAUCACGGAAAAACACCAACAUGAAGCGUUUCUUAAUGCUCGGAUGAGAUGCGGUGAGUCCGCCUCUGAAAGGCAGCACUGAACCCCAGAAACACGCGUCAGUGUGCGGACUGAGAAGCUGCUUUCAUCUUAUUUCCUCCGCGGUGUUUCAUGUGGUUUCUCACGGUUUUGCUCGUCCCGCAUCGGCCGCCCGUCGCGGAGGCUGAGACGCAGCAGCGGACAUGUCGCCCAGGCCUCCAUCAGCCGUCUGCUCGUCUGAUCUCCAUCCGAUUUCUGCAGGAUGGAGUCGGUGUGUUGAAGGCAGGACGUGAAGCAGAGAGGCUCUAAUGUAAGAUGGAGUCGUUUCUAUCGUCCACAUGUGUGCAUCUUUAACAUUUCUGUGUUGUUUAUCUCAGGUUUUCCGGCAGGUACACGAGUGCAGUAAAAGUACAUUUACUCAAGUACUGUCCGUCAGCAGUGUGGUGGUGGAGGCCAUUAAACAGGAUCCUGAAAUGCUUCAUGUUUGAAUUCAAAUGACAGCCGAGUGUUGGACUCGGGAGCUGAUGGAGCUGACGGAGCUGAUGCUGGUCCUCAGUGUUUUUCCAUGAGGGGUUUAACUCUGAGCUGAUCUCAGCUCCUCUCUGGUGCAGCAGCGUAGCUAUGGUGUAUGCCCAGGCAUCCAACACAGUUGGUGUCAAUCCCUCGCUUUACUCUCCAUCAUUCACUUAUCAGAUGUCAUUUAACUCUUCUGAGAGGGAAAACUCCACUGUCCUGGCCACCUCACCCACGACUCCCCUCUGCAGCCUCGAGGACUCGUCCUCCUGCCAGCUGAACAGGACCUCCGUCUCCUAUGAGCUGACUUCAGGCGAGGUUGCCGUCCUGGGCCUGGUGUUUGGGGUUCUCUGGCUGGUCUCCAUCCUGGGAAAUGCUCUUGUUUGCCUGGUCAUCCACCGGAGCCGACGGACUCAGUCCACCACCAACUACUUUGUGGUGUCUAUGGCCUGUGCAGACCUGCUCACGAGCCUGGGCUGCGCACCCUUCAUCCUCCUGCAGGUCGCCUCAGGAGGAUGGCCGCUGAGCACCGCUGCCUGCAAGGCUGUCCGCUACCUGCAGCACCUCUGCCCAGGUGUGCAGGUCUACGUCCUGCUUUCCAUCUCUGUAGACCGCUUCUACACGAUCGUCUACCCUCUGAGCUUCAAGGUAUCCAGAGAGAAAGCGAAGAAGAUGAUCCUGGCCUCAUGGCUGUUUGACGCAGCCUUUGUGUCACCCUGCAUCUUCUUCUAUGGUUCAACAUCUACAGGCAACAGUCACUGUGACUUUUUCCUUCCAGACAGCUGGGGCAGUAUAGCUUAUGCAGCAGUUCAUCUCCUGUUUGGGUUUCUGGUCCCAGUGGCACUGAUCAUGUCAUUCUACCAGCGGGUGGUUCGCUACAUCUGGAGGAUCAGCGCUGAUGGUCACACGGUACGCCGGACAAUGAACAUUGUCCCACGGACUAAAGUCAAGACCAUCAAGAUGUUUCUCAUGCUUAAUUCGGUUUUCUUCCUCACCUGGACACCCUUCUUCAUCGCCCAGCUGUGGCACCCGAAGGAGUCUGAUGGACCCACGAGGCAGGGGCUGCUGUUCUUCGCAGCCAUCGCAUGGAUCUCCUUCAGCUCCACGGCGUCCAAGCCAACCCUGUACUCUGUCUACAAUGCAAACUUCAGAAGGGGCAUGAGGGAGACCUUCUGCAUGUCAUCCAUGAAAUGCUACCGCAGUAAUGCAUACACCAUCACUGCAAGCUCCCGGAUGGCCAAAAAGAACUACGUCGGGGUGGUGGACGGCUCAGUGCAAGCAAAGACCAUCUCAAAGGACUCAGUUUACAACACAUUUGACCGAGAGGCAAACGAAAAGAAGGUAGCCUGGCCCACUAAUGCCAAUCCUCCCAAUACUUUUGUCUAAGUGAAUUUGGACAGUUUAAAAACUGUGAACAUACGAAAGUGAGGUUUGACACUUUAUUCUUCAACAGCACAAUGUCAGAGUUGGCAGGUGAGUUAGCUGGAAACUGUUAGCCACGUAUUCAACCAAGACAAAAGCUCACAGACAUGUUCAGUUUGUAUAAAGGGCUUUUUUUCUCUGAUGUACACCUUCGGGCAGCCAUAUUGGAGGUUCUGAACAGUUGUGAACAGUUAGCCGUUUUUAUACUUCAGAUUUGAACUCAUUUCUGUGCCGUGAUUUGAUGCAUCAGAUUUUGUGUAUUGAUGGAGUCGUUUGUUAGCCAGCUAAUCAUAGUUUGUGGCCAUCUAUCAGUGAUCUAUUGUAAAUGUAUCAGAUCUGCAGUAAUGUAUGUGGAAGCUAACAUUAGUUGUGGCUCCUAGCCUAAUGCUAACAUUGACCUCACUGCUUUGCUGCAUUAGGAGUAGUUGUGCGCUGCCCUGAAUCUGCAGUUUGUGCAGUUUAACUGAGCUGAGUAAUGUUAAGUAACCGACACUGUAGAGUUGCAAAGAGUAACGGGAGUUUUCAGGGUUUCAGAUGUAAAAGUUCAUUUUCUUUAAACAAUGCAGCUGACUUAAAAUGCUUCAUAUUCUGUUGUGUGCUCUGCUGACCGCUGAACAUCAAGAUUACAUCAAGAAACCUGUUAAAACCAUUUAAAUUCACCUAAAAAUUCUGGAGUUCUUAAUGGAUUUGGCAGCAUUGUGUCCUCAGAUGUAAACCGUGAGGUCCAGUACAGAAGCAACACGACCAGACACGACCUGGAGGCAAAGUGGAAAAUACCUUCUCGGCUCAGUAGAGCGCAGAAGUGUCUCUGCUAGCUGCUGUUUGGGAGACUGUUUCUUCCAAGAGGUUUUCUUAAAUGUCAUGGAAAGCUGAAUGUCAUCCCUUUGGGAAGCCAGUGACUCCUAAACACAUCAGUCAGAUUAGAUAUAGCAGAGACAAAUAUCUGCACAUAGAUCAUACAAUAGCAGAAUUAUGCCUCCGUUUCUGUCCUUGUAAGGACCUCUCGGCUGCAUUGGCUCAGCAGUUGGGUUUCUAAGCUAAAUGCUGAUUUUGGAUUUGGAUUUUAGUUUCUGUUUAGGAACAAUUUUACUGCAGUACUUUUUUAUUUCAUAUUUUUUGCUUCCAAGCAUUCAUGAUAUUUUUGAACUGCAUGUUUAAGCCAACAAAGAGGAGUUCUUCAAGGACUCAGUAACUAGCAUAACAAGCUAAUUAGCUAUGUACGUGCUGGCUACAUGUGUGAAAUAUAGCAGAAAAAUGACCAUACAAAACGUCAUUUCUAAUUUCUUGAUAAGGUUUCUCAUUAAAUACACAUUCACAGCGAGCCCCAUAAAGUAGCAAAGAAACGUCGUGUGCACAACAUGUAAAGUUUCAGCCAAGCGGUGGCUUUACAGUUUGACUAUCAGAGGAAAACAUUUCACCAAACACAACAAGCUUUGCCUUUUUCUAGCUUUUUCAGAUGGUUACUAACACCAGUUCACCAGCUGAAUCACACAUAGAUGUUCUUAAAUAUAUUACAGGACUUCUCAGGACUUCAACUCUUAGGUGUCAAUGGCAAUGAAAAAAGAUUUAGGUGGGAACUCAUUUGUAGUAUUUAUCACUUUACUUAGAUGUUGAUUUCUUCUAGUGCCCAUUUGAACUUGGUAUAAAAACAGUAAGACUCUGAUGCUGCUGUGCCACAAUCUUUUCAAGGGUCUAUUAACCUUCUGCCUGCAGGAGCCCACCGACCGUGACACGCCACCGUGGCAAAAUGAAUGAAACUCAACAGGUUCUUCAUCUUUUCAGUGUGGUGGUAGAUUCGCCAACAAAGUAAGAUCUUGUCAGAUUGUUUGUCUGUCUGUCCCUUCUCAUGAAGGUGGUAGGUGCACCUUGAGGGGGCGUUUCUUCAAAACUGGCUCCAGUAUCCACUUGGACUCCAGAACGAUGGUGGUCCAAUGUCACAGUGAUCUCACAGAACAUGUUUGUGUGCACUAAUUAUGACAACAUUUCACACAAAUGUCUUACAGGUUAAAACGAUCAGAUUAUGUACAUGCUCUUAUUUUAAAGAGGAUGAACAUUUUUGCAGGUUAAUGAAGCUUCUGCAGCACCAGAGUCUGAUCAUCUGUCCAAAGAGAAUUCCCACCUGUCUCACUUUACCUGCUUGUAAAACACACUGUGUGCUGAAACUGUCUGUGAAGGUCCAUGCUUUAUUAAAUCAUGAGAUGCU
Scatophagus argus is the source of this 5185-nucleotide messenger RNA. RefSeq names its product G protein-coupled receptor 19 (gene gpr19). Gene Ontology annotation, cellular component: plasma membrane. The record is from RefSeq and is a predicted model, not a curated record. Gene Ontology annotation, biological process: G protein-coupled receptor signaling pathway. Gene Ontology annotation, molecular function: neuropeptide receptor activity. The coding region runs from base 1669 to 2946 and encodes 425 amino acids. Lineage: Eukaryota; Metazoa; Chordata; Actinopteri; Scatophagidae. The transcript has 2 exons.